AUGUCUUCUAAUAGCACACGAAAGUCCAGUCGUCAGCGGAUAGAUUUGAGCAAGGUCGAGGAAGGAUUUGAUCGGCAUGAAUUGGAAAAAGCACUUCGGGCAAGCUUGAACGAAGCAAACAAGUUGGGAUUGACGGGCUCGCCGGUCGAAAAAAGCGAAAAGAAAACGGCGAUAAAGAAAAAGACAGUUGUGAAGAAGACAUCAGCGAAAGCGGCGCCUAAGAAAACUGUAAUCGCUAAUGUGAAAACAGUGACUUCGAAGGUCAAAGAAGUGUCGGAGAAGAAAACUCCUGUGAAGGCAACUCCGGCGAAGGCGCCAUCCGCAAAAGCGACACCAGCGAAAGCGGCGGCGAAAAAAGAGGCGACGUCGGCGCCGCCGAAGAAAGCAUUAAAGAUUCCAGUAAAAAUGGACAAACCUCAUAAAUCUGAUACCUCGAUAAGCUCUUCUGAACCAAAGUCGGAAGUCGAGACAUCGGCGAAACCAGAGCCAUCGAAAAAUUCUAGGAAACGGACGAUUGUGAAGAAAGUUGUAAAUAAGGAUGCGAGAAAGUAG
Messenger RNA from Caenorhabditis bovis, 552 nucleotides. NCBI's taxonomy places the organism in Eukaryota, Metazoa, Nematoda, Chromadorea, Rhabditida, Rhabditidae. The record is from the annotation of a GenBank genome assembly.